This is a messenger RNA of Penicillium oxalicum, 1086 nucleotides long. RefSeq lists its product as uncharacterized. The record is from RefSeq and is a predicted model, not a curated record. Lineage: Eukaryota; Fungi; Ascomycota; Eurotiomycetes; Eurotiales; Aspergillaceae. Bases 1 to 1086 code for a protein of 361 amino acids. Gene Ontology annotation, biological process: secondary metabolic process. The transcript has 2 exons.
AUGGUGAGCCUCCAGGCGGUUCGAGCGCACAAUGCGACUCUGAAGACCCUCACCUCAAGUCUGACAGCAGUGUUUGUCGGCGGUACAUCAGGCAUCGCCCUGUCAACCGCCUGCGCUCUCGCCCGUCACACUCGCUCUCCCAAAAUCUACCUCAUCGGCCGCAGCCAAUCCGCCGCCGACGCAGCCAUCGCCUCCCUGAAAAGCAUCAACGCCUCCGCCCAGCCCAUCUUCCUCCAAACUGACAUCUCCCUCCUCCAAAACGUCGACCGCGUCUGCGCCCAAAUCGCCACCACCGAAAAAAGACUAAACCUCCUCUUCAUGACCCCGGGAUAUCUCACGCUCAAAGGCCGCGACGAAACGAUCGAAGGUCUCGAUCGUAAAUUCGUGUUACAUUAUUAUGCGCGCAUGCGAUUCCUCACCAAUUUACUCCCGCUUUUGGAUGCAGCGGCUCGGCAAGCAGAUUGGGAGUCUCCCGCUUCACCUGACGGAGACGGCGGGGAGAUGAAGAUCGUCCACGCCGAAUUAUCUCGCGUGGUGUCGGUGUUGGAUCCGAUGGUUGCGGUGCGCGCGGGCGGUCCGGGGACGCUGGAUUUUGACGACCUCAGUCUCAAACACACGUUUAGUCUCAAGACGUGCGGUUGGCAUGCGAGUCUGAUGGGGGAUUUCUUUCUGGAGCGGAUGGCGGUGAAAGCACCGCGGACUUCCUUCGUUCAUGCGUAUCCUUCGGGCGUGGCUACGGGCGUGUUGCGUGAAUUGCCUGCGGGACGCUUACUGGGGGCUCUGCUGACGCCGCUGAUGAGACCGUUUUUGGUGCCUCUGGAGGAGAGUGGGGAGAGGCAUUUGUAUGCGGCAACGAGUGGGAGAUACCCCCCGAGAGCUGAGGGAGAAGCAAGAGAAGGUGAUAUCGCAGUGGGCAGCGAUGGUACACAGGGAAGUGGAUGUUACUGGCUAAGCUGGGAUGGGGAGGUGUUUCCACCAAACGAAAAGCUCGAGCGGACGAGGGAACAGGGCGCCCCAGAGAAGGUCAUGCAACAUACAGAGGAGGUGUUUGAGCAAGUGUGUGUACAGGGCAAGACAUAUCCAUGA